AUGACGAUCCCGUCUCCAAGCUCUCCGCCGCUCCUUUGCCCUCGCGGGCCACCGUACACAGCAGCUUGCUCCGCCCCCAACUCAAAAGCUUUCCAAAUAGAGUUGGGGAAGUUCGAUGUGUGAGAGUUUAACAGCACUCCGUCCUUUUACAUUCAAAUAAACUCCGCAAAAGACAUGCUCGGCUGUUUGCGGUGAGUUCACGGCCGCCCGCAACGGGUAGGAACCAUGGGCCCGUUGCGUUCAAAGCCCUCGCUGCUGUGGCUCGUCGCCGUCGUUUUGACAGCUCGCGCGAGCAAAGCUGCGGCGAAAUCGAAACUGAUCGAUUACGGUUCGGCGUGUGACUCCCGGGACAACGAGCUCAGCCUGAGAUCCAGCAGCACCCCCUCCCCGGACGGGCCGGAGCCGGGGGACCUCGCCGAAGCAUUCAGCGUCCCGACUCUGGACGGGGAGUUCUCCUACCAGCCCGGCAGCGCGCGCGGACCUCUCGUCGUGCACGCCUUCUCCAACAAGUCGGCCUUCCUGGAGUGCAUGUGGAGCUCGGAGUCGUCCCUGAUCAGCCUGGUGGAGGAGCUGCCCAACAGCACCCACGUGCUGUUCCUGUCCCUGGACGAGUCGGCGGCCAGUGACGCCCUGUGGAUGAGGGAGCAGCUGCAGCGGGUCGCCGUGCUCAGGAAUAAGGAGGUUCUGUCCAGACUGCACUUCUCCCCGGUGCCGGUCUUCGCUUUGGGUAACUGGAUACCCAAUGUGCUCUACUACUGGCGCGGCCGUGUCUUCUCCCAGGUCGUCUUCAAAUCCGAGGGGUGGAAAAUGCCGAUAGUCGUCAAGAGACUAAAUGCCCGGUACGACUGGCUCGCAGCGCGCGGGGAGUCGAGGUCCUACCAGCUGCUGGGGGCCGGUGACGGCUGUGAACCUUCCCCCUCGGUGGCGGGAGCUCUGGCCUGGGUGUCCGAGGGCAACUGCUCGUUCUUCACCAAGGUGCAGAGCAUGGCCCAGUCCAACGCCUCCGGUGUCCUCGUCCACGCGCUCCCCGGUCACCCGAUCCAGGACAUGAACUGUGGCGGGGACGACUGCAACGCCACGCUGACCAUCCCCGCCGCCAUGGUGCACCUGGAGGCUUCUGUGGCUCAGGCGCUCGAGUGUGGACAGACGGUGUUUGCGUCCUUCCAGAACACCCCGUCCCCUACCUUCUUCAUCGGUAUUGACCACCAGGGGGCGCUGGCUGAGAUGGGCGGGUUUAUUUACCCCUCGUUCAGCUUCGUCAACUGGCAGGCGCAGUGGUUUGAUUUCUACGCAGAUCUGCAGACUAAACUUCAAAGUCCUGCAAAGGUCAUUUCUGUUUUUGACAAAGUGCAAAUGCAAGGAGAGGAGGGAGCAGUGGCCACCGUCCACCUGCCGAUAGCCCUGUGGGACUUUGACACGCUCCAGCUGGACGCGUCCCUGUCGUGUCCCGGCCGGAGGGACUCGUCCUGCGCCCACUGGGAUCACACGGUGCAGCUGUUCGUGUGCUGCGACCCUCUGGGCCCGUACUGCAACACGGAGCUGGGCCGAUGGAUCACCGCCUUCCGCAGAGGCACCGGGCGCUGGCUGACGGACGUGUCCCCUCUGAUGCCUCUGCUGGACAGCAACAAAUGCACCCUGACCAUGAAGACGCCCCCCUGGGCCAUGCCCUGGAUGGUCUCCCUCAACCUGCGAUUCAGCCUCAGCAAUCGGACAGAUUCUGAAGUAGAGAUGCUCCGCCCCUUCAGAGUGAUGCCACUGUACGGCGGCGGAACCUUCAACAAAAACUACAACAAGAGGCACCGGCCGGUCAAAGUGUCCGUCCCGGCAUCGACAAAAAAGGUGGAGCUGUACGCCGUCAUCACGGCCCACGGCUACGAUGAAAACCACUGUGGAGAAUUUUGCGUCACGUCCCACCACUUCCUGAUCAACGGCGUUUUCAACAACACCCUCACGUUCGAUUCCGCAGGAACACCUCUGGACUGCACCCUCCGGGUGAAAGAGGGCGCGGUGCCCAACGAAUACGGCACGUGGCUUUACGGACGCGCCGGCUGGUGUGACGGGCUGCAGGUCGACCCCUGGAGGACGGAUGUCACUAAACAGCUGAACAUGAGCCAGUUUGAAUCCAACACUGUUGUCUACUUCGGCUUGUUCCAAGGGAAGGAUCCUAAUCCGUCGAAGGAGCCCGGACAAAGUCAACGAGAAGAAGACCUGUAUCCAAAAUCAGCAUUUCGUUUGCCUGCGGUGCCUCAAGCUGGAGACGCACUGUCACUAAUUACAUGUAAUCACUUCCAAUUUGAAACUUUUGAAAUGAGAAAGUGUUUCUCAGUGAGUCAUCUUCCUCUCAUGGGAGGCGACUCCUGCUUCCUGCUGGCAUUGUCUUCUUUUCUUUUUUUAAUAUAUUUGCACAGUGAAGAUGAGCCAACUGACAAAUUGUUGUUGCAAAACAGCUACAAUAACAGCUCUUUAUUACAAGCGGGGAACAGCGUGUACUGUUUUAUUGUGGCAAUUAUAUGUCUGUCUGUGGGAAGAUUUUGUUACUGUGCAAGAUGCGCACGAAACUUCACAUCUGCAUUGUUAAAACUAAGGCCAAGUUGGGAGAGACAAGUGGUCUGAAGUUGGUCGCCAGUUCAGAUCAAGUAGUUGUAUGCAAGAGUUCCAUUUUGGGGGAAAUGUUAGGGUCAAAAUUUAGCAUGAAAACAAAUAUUAGGUCGGAAAAUGUUUUGGAAAAAAACGUAUACAAAUAUUAGGCCGAAAAGUGUUUUGAAAACAGUGUUGUCUAAAAAUGUUAUGGAAAAAUAAAGUAAAAAAAUCUUA
Molecule: messenger RNA, 2814 nt
Organism: Gasterosteus aculeatus aculeatus (three-spined stickleback)
Lineage: Eukaryota; Metazoa; Chordata; Actinopteri; Perciformes; Gasterosteidae
Gene: ngly2
Molecular function (GO): oxidoreductase activity, acting on paired donors, with incorporation or reduction of molecular oxygen, reduced ascorbate as one donor, and incorporation of one atom of oxygen
Source: RefSeq, a predicted model, not a curated record